Messenger RNA from Penicillium lagena, 4059 nucleotides. RefSeq names its product leucine--tRNA ligase NAM2. The transcript has 5 exons. The coding region runs from base 1 to 4059 and encodes 1352 amino acids. Gene Ontology annotation, cellular component: mitochondrion. Lineage: Eukaryota; Fungi; Ascomycota; Eurotiomycetes; Eurotiales; Aspergillaceae. Gene Ontology annotation, biological process: mitochondrial translation; leucyl-tRNA aminoacylation. Gene Ontology annotation, molecular function: leucine-tRNA ligase activity; ATP binding; aminoacyl-tRNA deacylase activity. The record is from RefSeq and is a predicted model, not a curated record.
AUGGGGUGGUUUCACAUGAGCUUCGAUCGGUUAUCUCCGCUCCGAGUUGACUCGGCCUCGGACACAGUGACAGCGGACAAUUUCCUCCGUCUUUCCAUCCCUUCAGUCGUUCAUUCUCUGUACAUUUUAUUCCUAGACAUUCUCUUUUAUCGCCAUCUAUUCUCUUUUCCUUCCGAAUUCCUCAAUGAGACUCCGCCCAACCCCCUCGCACGAUCCACGCGCGCCUGGAACAGCGCGCCUGACAUCCUCCCCCGGCACCGCUUCCUCUCCACUACGCCAUGCCACUCCAGCCGUCCGCGCGCGCGACUAGACAUCCCUCCACCCUUUCCCGUGACCAAGGCCUGUCCCGAAUCCACCUGCGACUGUCCCGCCACACCGUCCAUGCCCGAGGGGCUCCCGAUCGACCAUGACCACCCUUUGAACGGCACGAUGGUUGCCUAUGCGCAGCAGCUGUUGGUGUGUACAGGACAGCGAGAUUGGAAGAGUCGCAUUGAGAAUGACGGUCAUAAUACGAGCUGGGGCGGCCUGGUGCGCGGAUUGAAGCAACUGCUCGGUCGGCGGGGUCCGUAUCUCGACCCCUUCAAUAAUGUCCUAGUUUCUAAUUCCUGUAUCGCGCCCGCUGAUGCGGCUUCUACUUCUACGGCAUCUGCAUUCCUCUUCCCCGCGUUCAAAUACAUCCCCUCGAUCCCCGUGAAUAUCGCACCCGAUCACUCUCCAGACCUGACGACCUUUGUGCGCGCAUUCCUUCUACCCUCACACCUCCACGACAUGCACUCUUCCCUCUCCUCGAGCAAGCGCGCCGAAAUGACCCGCUCUCCCGAGUUGGCCUCCCAGUUCCCAGGCAUCGUGGACAUCGAUUACUCGCCCACCAUCCUCAUCUGCGGCCACGGAGGCCGCGACAUGCGCUGCGGCAUGAUGGCGCCUGUUUUAGAAACGGAGUUCCAGCGCGUGCUGCAAGCGCGAGGGUUUACAUCGGCUGAUAAUACUGGGACGAUUGUGGACGAUCCGCGCCACGCGCAUCUGGGACUGAUUAGCCAUGUUGGCGGGCACAAGUAUGCGGGCAAUGUCAUUCUGUAUAUUCCGCCCAAGAUGAGGAUGGGCGAGGAAGUGCACCCGCUGGCCGGGAAGGGGAUCUGGUAUGGCCGGGUUGAGCCUAAGCAUGUGCAGGGCGUGGUGGAUGAGACUCUGCUCGGGGGCCGGCGGUGUGCGACACGCCCGGUGUCCCUCCGGCGGACCUCCUCUAACCUCCCUCAUACCGCGAUCCGCCUCGCGACGACCUACCCAAAACUCGACUUGCCGGCGCUGGAUAAGAAAUGGCAAACCAGAUGGGAAGAGGAGCGGCGGCAGAACUGGGCAGCGCAGGGAAACAACCCACCCUCUGCCAAACCGCAAUCCUACAUCCUCUCCAUGUUCCCUUAUCCCUCCGGCACGCUGCACAUGGGCCACCUCCGCGUUUACACCAUCUCGGAUGUCAUAUCUCGGUUCUACAGGAUGCGCGGACACGAGGUCCUCCAUCCCAUGGGCUGGGAUGCGUUUGGUCUGCCAGCAGAAAACGCGGCCAUCGAGCGAGGCGUUGAUCCGGCGGAGUGGACGGAGCAGAAUAUUGCGAAGAUGAAGGCGCAAUUGCGGAGUAUUUCCGCUUCCUUUGAUUGGGACCGGGAAUUGGCAACCUGCGCACCGGAAUUCUAUGAGCACACGCAACGGAUCUUCCUCAUGCUGUACGAACAGGGACUGGCGUACCAGGCGGAGGCAUUAGUCAACUAUGAUCCUGUGGACAAGACGGUGUUGGCGAAUGAGCAGGUGGAUGCGAAUGGGUUCUCAUGGCGGUCUGGUGCGAAGGUCGAGAAGUUGAAUUUGAAGCAGUGGUUCUUUCGCAUUACCGACUUUAAGGAGAUGCUCCUGAGGGAUCUUGAUUCGUUGACUGGUGGAUGGCCAGAACAUGUGUUGUCGAUGCAGCGGAAUUGGCUGGGCAAGUCGGCUGGUGCCCAAGUUCGGUUUCCUGUUCUUGCUGGGGAGGAGGAAGUCGAUGUGGACGUGUUCACCACGCGGCCGGACACCUUGCAUGGAGUUGAAUAUCUGGCUCUGUCGUUGACUCAUCCCCUUGUCUUGAAGGCUGCCGAGAAGGAUGGUGAGCUGCGCAAGUUUCUGGAGGAGGCGUCAUCGUUUCCUCCGGACUCGAAGGCUGGCUACCGCUUGAUCGAUAUCGAGGCCUCGCAUCCGUUGCAAAAGAUCGACCCCGACAGCCCUCAUUUGGCGCGCCGGCUUUCCGUCUUCGUGGCACCCUACGUUCUCGGCGACUACGGUGGAGGCGCUGUGAUGGGUGUCCCGGGUCACGACACGCGAGACAUGAUGUUCUUCAAGGAGAAUGUGAACCCAGAGUCGAUCACUGUUGUCAUCGAGCCGGAGCCAUCAGAAGCGAAAGACACGACUGUGCCCGCUCGAGACGCGAAAGCUUUUACUCAUAAGGGGUUCCUCACGUCUCGUUGUGGGAAAUAUCAAGGCAUGCGCUCGAAAGAAGCCGCGGACCAGAUCGUCACCGAUCUCAAGCAAGUCGGACAGGCUGAUUUCGUUGAGAGUUGGCGGUUACGGGACUGGUUGAUCAGUCGUCAGCGCUACUGGGGUGCCCCGAUCCCCAUAAUUCACUGUGGUGAUUGUGGUGCCGUGCCGGUGCCAGCGGAAGACCUUCCAGUGAAGCUCCCGAAAAUUCAAGGAGAUUGGCUAAAGGGCAAGAAAGGCAACCCGCUCGAGUCAUCCGAAGAGUGGCUUCAUACCAACUGUCCAAGCUGCGGAGGGCCCGCGCGGCGUGAUACAGAUACCAUGGACACCUUUGUGGACUCAUCUUGGUAUUACCUGCGCUUCUUGGAUGCGGCGAACAAGGAAGCCCCCUUCUCACCCUCUGUGGCGUGCCCGGUAGAUAUCUAUAUUGGAGGCGUCGAACAUGCCAUCCUGCAUCUGCUCUACGCCCGAUUCAUUUACAAGUUCCUUGCUCAGUCUGAACUUUUCCCGGCAUCCAGCGAAACCCCGGCAGAGCCAUUCAAGAUGCUGCUCUCUCAGGGAAUGGUCCACGGCAAAACUUUCUCAGAGCCCUCGACCGGCCGGUUCCUGCUUCCGUCUGAAGUGGACCUUACCAACCCGGACAAGCCUUUGAUCAGCGGCACUAAGGUGGCGCCCAACAUCUCAUUUGAGAAGAUGUCAAAGAGCAAACACAACGGGGUGGAUCCCACAGUGUGUGCGUUGAAGUACGGCGCCGAUGCAACUCGCGCGCAGAUCCUGUUUUCGGCUCCGGUCAGUGAAGUCCUCGAGUGGGAUGAAGCGAAGAUUGUUGGUGUCGAGCGCUGGUUCGGUCGACUUUCGAAACUUGUCUACGAUGCGGGUGAUGUGGUGAAGGAAUCGGGAUUAUCUCUAAAAAAAGGGUCUACUGCGCAUGCAGCUUUUCUCCCAUCGUCCCUACAGGAUCUGAGCGACGCAGACGCCGAUGCCAUCUUGGCCACCCACAACACAAUCUCAUCCGUGACAGCCUGUAUCGAAAAGAAUCCCUACGGGCUCAACACGGUCAUUUCGGACUUGACCAAGCUAACCAACACUCUCAUAUCCUCGCCCCCUUCUUCCCCCGCUAUCUUCUACCUAUCCGUCUCAUCCCUCCUACGCCUCUUAGCCCCAAUCGCACCCGCUCUCUCCUCCGAAUGCUGGGAAGUCCUGAACCUGAAGGAAUCUGAGACGAACCCAGUGCCAUCAAUCCACUCAUCCACCUGGCCCACUCCGCUCCUCACCUCUGAACAAGUGGAUAUUCUGUCCUCUCGCGGCGGCCAGACCGUCGCCGUCCAGAUAAACGGCAAGCUGCGCUGCGCGGUGACCAUUCCACGAAUGCAAUCGCCAACACCUUCUCCCAAGUCAAAGGGCAAAAACGCCCCGCCCUCGCAGGAGGAACAGGACUGGAUUGUGAAACAGGUCCUCGAAACCGAGGACGGACAGUUAUGGCUUCGCGAGAAGAAUGAUUGGGAGAAGCGCCGACGGGUGAUUGUUGUCCAGGGGGGCAAUUUGGUUAACGUGGUGUUCUAA